Racocetra persica is the source of this 670-nucleotide messenger RNA. The record is from the annotation of a GenBank genome assembly. Lineage: Eukaryota; Fungi; Glomeromycota; Glomeromycetes; Diversisporales; Gigasporaceae.
AAUGGGGUAGAAAAGCUAGUAAUAGCAAAGAGGCUUACAGAUGGAGAGGUAGAACUCCUGGACAUACUUUAACUUCUGGUCUGGAUGAUUAUCCAAGACCAACACCACCACAUCCUGCAGAAUUACAUGUCGAUUUAAUGUGUUGGGUAGGAUUUAUGGCAAGAUCACUUAGAAAUAUUGCCGAAAGGCUAGGUGAAGAAGAUGAUGUUGAGGAUUUUGGCAAACAUUAUAAAGAUAUCAUUAAUAAUUUACAUGAUUUGCAUUGGAGUGAGAAGGAUCAAGCAUUUUGUGAUGUUUCAAUUGACGAAGAUAAUGAAUCAGUUCAUGUUUGUCACAAAGGCUAUUUGUCAUUAUUUCCAAUGUUACAUGAAUUUUUACCAAAUGAUUCACCAAAGCUUGGUGCUAUUUUGGAAUUAAUACAUAAUCCUGAGGAGUUAUGGUCACCAUAUGGAUUAAGAUCACUUUCAAUAUCUGAUAAAUAUUUUAAUACAGAAGAAAAUUAUUGGAGAGGACCUAAUUAUGCAGUAAAACCAGGGCCAUAUCAAGAAAAAGCAAAAAAAAUAUAUAAAGAGUUGAGAGAUAAUAUAAUUAAUAAUGUUUAUAAUGAGUUCAAUAGAACUGGGUAUUCAUGGGAACAAUAUUCUGCUAUUAAUGGGGAGGGAGUAAGAAG